Messenger RNA from Suillus discolor, 1461 nucleotides. RefSeq lists its product as uncharacterized. Bases 1 to 1461 code for a protein of 486 amino acids. The record is from RefSeq and is a predicted model, not a curated record. The transcript has 10 exons. Lineage: Eukaryota; Fungi; Basidiomycota; Agaricomycetes; Boletales; Suillaceae.
AUGCCUCCUCGUGUUGUUGCCAGCCCCAAGAAGAAACAGACCAAGCGCAAAGGUUUGGAGGUGUCUAAGCGUCAGUCUAAGAAGCCCCGAGCAGCAGAACCUGUCAAGACAUCUGGCACGCCACUCAUGUCACUCCGUCUAGAUAGAAUAAGCACUGAUGAACCUGAUAGACAUUCUGGCCGCGCCAAUGCAGGAACGGGAGGUGGGAAGGCUCAAUUGGAGAAGAUUGGAGCAUUGUUAGAAGCUCUGUCUUGGGUUGCACCCCGCCAUAUAGUUCAUCAGCUACUACAAAUGUUCCUAACACCUCACGCGCAGAUGUUUGCUAUGCACACCACUGCUGUCCCUCCUGACCCAGGUCUAAACACUGUUGGGAGGAAAGUUGUUGGGAAGCAACCUCAUAAAACUGUAACUGGUCCUAGUGUAGCUAAUUCAGUUGCACCGCCAACUGGCUUUCUGGACCAGAACAUGUGUGACAUCCCUGUGCAAGGAUUCAUUGGUUCUGAUGACAAAGAUGACAAAGAUGACAACAACAACGAGGAAGACGAACAGAAGGAGAAGGAGGAGAAGGAGAUGAGUCACCAGCAGUUUGGCUGGGGAGAGGAUUUUCUGGGCAAGAGCUUCCUUCGCAACCUCAAGUCACUCAUCCUCUUACACCAGAAUUUGAGUUUCAAUAUUCCCGCGAUGAAGAUGACGCGGUUGCACAGACCAAUGUUUCAUAUUCCUCUGGAUACCUUGCACAUGCAGCCACAGUCACAGGAAGUUCAGAUCACGAUGUCACAACCCAACAACGUAUUAAGAUGCCAUCACAAGAUGAAUGGCCGGCCACGCCUUCCCAAUCCUGGAACCCUUGAGUUGUUGCAUCAAGUCGAGUCUGACGAGGACCAACCAACUCAGCGGUCUAAAACCAAACAAUCCAGGAAACUUGAUGGGCCAAAGCCCACUCAACUAGCAUGGUAUGGUCCACGAUGGAAAUGUUUUCUUGAGGAUGCUAAAGGAGAAUGUCGUGUGCAACAUGCCCUGGACAAUCCCUUCCCAGCUUUAGUUGCCAAUUUACCGUCGUCUUUGUACAAUGAUCUUGCAACCUGGCGAUCCGACUUGAAGAAAUACGUUAUGAGCCUUGCGCCCCAAUCAUACUCGCUCAUUCCCCGCCUUCGGUCCCCAUCUAAGAACGUGCAGAGACCUUACCGAAUCGCACACAGGCAACCAGACAUAUUCCACAACCAAUUGCCUGUGUCAUGUCUGGCUUUGUACAACUGUGUUCUCAAUGGUCUCGCAAAGAAUGGCCACAGAAAAUAUUACCCAAAGUUUACUGCGAGGGAAUACAGCCCUAUCUACUCCAAAAUGGUCCAAAUGCUCAAGGACAUCCUUCAGGAUCUGUAUCAUGGCCCUAGGACCGCAAGUUUGAGGGUCGACGGAGCUGUGGGGGCUCAACAUGACCACCUGCAGAUCAUUCUUGACUGA